This is a messenger RNA of Kogia breviceps (pygmy sperm whale), 915 nucleotides long. It is a transcript of the gene GSX2, whose product is annotated as GS homeobox 2. NCBI's taxonomy places the organism in Eukaryota, Metazoa, Chordata, Mammalia, Artiodactyla, Physeteridae. The record is from RefSeq and is a predicted model, not a curated record. Gene Ontology annotation, biological process: regulation of DNA-templated transcription. Gene Ontology annotation, molecular function: sequence-specific double-stranded DNA binding; DNA-binding transcription factor activity, RNA polymerase II-specific. Gene Ontology annotation, cellular component: nucleus.
AUGUCGCGCUCCUUCUAUGUCGACUCGCUCAUCAUCAAGGACUCCUCACGGCCCGCGCCCUCGCUUCCUGAGCCGCACCCCGGGCCAGAUUUCUUCAUCCCGCUGGGCAUGCCAUCCCCGUUGGUGAUGUCCGUGUCCGGGACGGGCUGCCCGUCCCGCAAGAGCGGCGCGUUCUGCGUUUGCCCGCUCUGCGUCACUUCGCACCUGCACUCCCCACGGGGGCCCGCGAGCUCCAGCGGCGGGAGCGCAGGGACCGGGAGUGCCGGGGCCGGGGGUGGCGGGGCUGCGGCAGCCGCCGGGGCGUUGCCCCUGCUCAAGAGUCAGUUCUCUUCGGGUCCUGGGGACGCACAAUUUUGCCCGCGUGUGAGCCACGCGCACCAUCACCACCACCCUCCGCAGCACAACCAUCACCACCACCAGCCCCAGCAGCCCGGCUCGGCUGCAGCGGCGGCGGCGGCGGCUGCGGCGGCGGCCGCCGCGGCGGCCUUGGGGCACCCUCAGCACCACGCACCUGUCUGCACUGCCACCACCUACAACGUGGCGGACCCGCGGAGAUUCCACUGCCUCACCAUGGGGGGUUCGGACGCCAGCCAGGUACCCAAUGGCAAGAGGAUGAGGACGGCGUUCACUAGCACCCAGCUCCUGGAGCUGGAGCGGGAAUUCUCUUCCAAUAUGUACUUGUCUCGACUCCGGAGGAUCGAGAUCGCCACGUACCUGAACCUGUCAGAGAAGCAGGUGAAAAUCUGGUUUCAGAACCGCAGGGUGAAGCAUAAGAAGGAAGGGAAGGGCACGCAGAGGAACAGUCACACAGGCUGCAAGUGCGUCGGCAGCCAGGCGCACUACGCGCGCUCAGAGGACGAGGACUCCUUGUCGCCGGUCUCGGCCAACGAUGACAAGGAGAUUUCCCCAUUAUGA